AAUUUCAGUAAUCAGGCAGAUUUUCACAUUUAUAAACCUUAUAUUUACAAAACCCGUUUACUCCUGCCCAAUCGGCUUCAAAAUUGUUUCAACUGAAGUUAAUACCGAGAAAUCGGUCUUAUAUAUUUCGUUACAACAAUCAAUUUUAUUUUGCAUUGCCACUCUUGUUCCUGUUCCUCAUCGAAAUGAAAAAGCGUGGAAAUAACAAAGUAAUAGGUAUGCUGACCGUGACCCAGGUAAAGCGCAAGGAACUUCCGGAUGCUGUGAUCAUCAAGCGACCCAAGUACUUGCCCUACCUCUGCAACCUGAUCAUGCCGAAAAUGGUCUACGAGCACAAGGACCGGAUCGUGGUGGCCCGGCUGUUCAUAGAGAUCCAGAAGCACGACCAAAAGGCUGCAGAUUUCUUUGACGGCUGCAAGGCGCCCUGCUUCCAAGUGCCGCGCUCCCUGUUUCCAUUGCGCGCUCCCCUGGACAAGAUCGUCUAUAUGCCCACGCUGUUGCUGCCGCCCGGCUUCGAAGCCGGCGGGGUGUUCGGUCCAGGUGUCAUCCCCCGGCGGUUCUAUCCCAUUGGCCUGAUGCCCGCGGAUCACAAGGGUCAAACGCCGCCUCUGUUCGUGGGUCGUCGCUGUCUGAAUCCCCAGUUUUCGCCGGAGGUGAAGAAAAUCAUCGAAGCAGGCUCUGCCCUUCUCCCCUCACCGCCGCCCGCUUGGCCGUCACCGCCCGUGUGGAGCGCCCUCCCCGCUCUGCCCCCUCCACCCGCUCUGCCCCCUCCACCCGCUCCAUCCUCUCCGCUAGCUUCAGCGCUCACUCCCAUCCGCGUACCGAAGAUGCCUCCCCCGGUAAUGAUGGCACCGGUCAGCAAGGAAGUGAUCAAUCUGGAGAAAAGGCUGACUCGGAAUGACUUGACCGUGGCCCUGGUGAUCACCCCGCCGGUUUCACCGAUGAUACGGUCACCCUACCCGAUUCGCCCUGUGCCACUGCAGUACAACAUAUAUACCCCGAAUCUGACCAAUGUACUGGUGGUCAUGCCGCGCAUGUGCAGCCUAACGGUGGCCAUUCUCUCCACGGUGAUUCAUCCGCAUAUUCCCGCGGUCGCCUUCGCCACCAUGGGCGACGAGCCCUGUCCAGAAUUUGAGCUUCCCGAGGACCUCUUUCCCCAGAUGGAGGCACGGAAGCGUCCCAUCUUUCUACCCAUGCGUUUCCUGCCCAAAGGAUUCGAGGCUUGCUGCGUCUUCAGGCCGGGAGUCCUUCCGGAUGCCUGGUUCCAGGGGAGUCUGUGCCACGGAACGCCACAACCACAACAUAGCUCCGUCAUCACACCACCGCUGCUUGUGGGCAAGUUCUCGAGGGAGGAGGAGGCGAGUUGUUUGCUUGAGGAGCUGAAGAUAGAGGCCAUGAACUUGGAGUGUUUUGGCGAUAGCAUGGACGAGGGAUCUCUCCCAGCUAUGGAGUUUAAGCCAUCGACGAACUGCAACAGACCCAAUGGCUUUAUCUUGCUGGAGACGGAGAUCAGGAAGACGCCAAGGGGUGCUUUCAGGUUGGACGACUACAUUGAUGCCUAUGAUUUCGGAUGCUGCAUCAAAAUAACCCGAGAGGAAGCCUCUGAAACCCUGAUGUUGACAGAACCAGAACCAGAACCCCCGGUGGCUUUCGAAAAUAUCGGUAGCGAUGUGUGCCAAACUGAAUGGCAAGCCGAAAUAGAAACGGAAACGGACACAGAAACGGCAAUGGAAGUGGAUAUGGAAGUGGAUUUGGAAGUGGGUAUGGAUGUGGAUAUGGAAGGGGAUAUGGAAACGUCAACAUCCGAGGAGGGUCCCCAAGGAUCCAAGGAGAAGUACCUCAAGUAUUUCAAAAUGGACAGUGACAUCGAUCUGAUAGCCGAGGCUGUGGGCGAUAUAGGAAAAGCGGAAAUCGAGCUGCUAAUCGGGAAUAUGUCGUUGCCCGAAGUUGACGUCGAUCGCGCCUUGGGGCAGCUGCGCAUUAUCCUCGAGGACCGGGACAAGAUCCGCCAGGAGACCGCCCAGCGGAUGCAGGAUCAUGUCGAGGGAAUGGAAAGGAGCCGCCGGCAGGCUUUGCGCAAGAAGAAGCGUCCCGACUGCUCCUCCUGCCCCGCCUGUUCCGCCUGCUCCGAGUGCAGCAAGAUGCACUAAAAGCUGUGGUCAUGUCAUUCGUCCAUUUGCAAUUAUAUAUGUUCAUACGUUCUUUUGUAA
Molecule: messenger RNA, 2210 nt
Organism: Drosophila rhopaloa
Lineage: Eukaryota; Metazoa; Arthropoda; Insecta; Diptera; Drosophilidae
Product: DM7 family protein CG15332-like
Exons: 2
Coding region: 186-2150 (654 amino acids)
Source: RefSeq, a predicted model, not a curated record